Messenger RNA from Ananas comosus (pineapple), 1566 nucleotides. Its product is annotated as cysteine protease XCP1-like. The record is from RefSeq and is a predicted model, not a curated record. The transcript has 4 exons. Lineage: Eukaryota; Viridiplantae; Streptophyta; Magnoliopsida; Poales; Bromeliaceae. Gene Ontology annotation, molecular function: cysteine-type endopeptidase activity. Gene Ontology annotation, cellular component: lysosome. The coding region runs from base 384 to 1445 and encodes 353 amino acids.
ACAAACUAUCUGACACAAUUCCCCAGUUUAUUGAGUACCAAAUAGCUUUUCAAGUUAUUCAGCAAACAAAAAUAUCGCUAAUCGUCCUUGAAUUGUUGAAACAAAAAGCCAAAUAUUUGCAGCAGCAGUAGUUUCUUUGCUAAGCCAAAGAAGUUACAACUGCAGGUGCAUAAAAAGAGGAUUAAACUAAGUCAUCCGGCAGCACUUUAAACUGAAGCCUCUACCUUCCUGACCAACCUACAGGCCUUGCUGUGCUUUAGCCAGAAGCCCCAAACAAUUGAAGUGCUUAUUUUCUUUCAAGCAACAAAGGUUGAAAAAGCUAUAUAUAGGCCUGCCUCUUCUUUGCACCUCCCUCAUUGGCAAACUUGAUUUCUAUAACUCUCAUGGCAUCAAAGCUCUUCUUUCUCUCUUUUCUGCUUUCCGUUACAGCUAUCUGCUGUGCUGCCAGACAAAAAUUCUCUCUCGCUGGCUUCUCCGAAGAGGAUCUGAGAUCCCCAAAGAAUCUGAAAAAUCUCUUUGAGAACUGGGCAGCGAAACACAGCAAAAACUAUGCGAGCCCAGAGGAGAAACUGAGGAGGUUCGAAGUGUUCAGGGACAAUGUGAGGCACAUUCACGAGGGGAAUAAAGAGAAGAGGAGCUACUGGCUCGGCCUCAACGAGUUUGCCGACAUGAGCCAUGAGGAGUUCAAGGGCAAGUAUCUUGGCUUGAAGAUGGGGAGAAGGGAAGUCGUGCGGAAGUCCUCGAAGUCGACCUUCAUUUAUCAGAAUGCUUCUUUCCUCCCCAAGACGGUGGACUGGAGGAAGAAGGGAGCCGUGACGCCAGUGAAAAACCAAGGAGCGUGUGGGGGUUGCUGGGCUUUCUCGACGGUGGCAGCGGUCGAAGGAAUAAACCAGAUCGUAACAGGGAACUUGACGUCUCUAUCCGAGCAGGAACUGAUCGACUGCGACACAGUAUUCAAUGAAGGAUGCAGCGGAGGUUUGAUGGACUAUGCUUUUGCAUUCAUCAUUGCGAAUGGCGGGGUCCACGCUGAGGAUGACUACCCUUACCUCAUGGAAGAAGGCACCUGCGAGGAGAAGAGGAGUCGCGUUAAAGUCGUAAGCAUCACCGGCUUUCAAGAUGUGCCGGAGAACAAUGAAGAGAGCCUGCUCAAAGCGGUGGCUCAUCAGCCUGUAAGCGUUGCCAUAGAGGCUUCUGGUAGUGACUUCCAAUUCUACAAAGGGGGGAUUUUUGAUGGAACUUGUGGGACGGAUCUGGAUCAUGCGGUGACGGCCGUUGGGUAUGGGUCGUCGUACGCCCAAGAUUACUUCAUAAUAAAGAACUCAUGGGGAGCGGGAUGGGGGGAGAAUGGGUACAUAAGGAUGAGGAGGAACACAGGGAAACCUGAAGGGCUUUGCGGCAUCAACAAGAUGGCUUCUUAUCCUAUCAAAUGGAAAUUGAUCAGUUGAACAUCACAUGCCUGAAUUAUUCAACAAAAAUAUUAUAUGAUGUCUAUGUAGAUUUCUCCAGAUAAUUCAAAUAAUCUACGAAUUGUGCAUUGUCAAUCGGAGUGUAUAUUACUUAUCGGGA